AAAUCACUUCACUCUCUCACACACACCGUGCAGCCGCGCGAGGUGAGCCGUGUAGCACGAGAACCCAAGGCAGCCCAUUGAAGAGUCAGUGAACGGGAGGUGACUGUCACUGCCACUGGCAACUAAUGGACAUAGCAUGUUGUGAUUUUGUUCGUUUUUUUUUCUUUCUUUCAUCCUCUUAUUCUUCUCUGGAAUCUUCUAUCACUGGGACAUACUGAGGAUGCUUUCAUUCUAGAUAAACAUAUUCCAGGCAAAGCCCACGGAAUGCUGUGAAACCGGUCCGAAGACUGGUCCGUAGGGUCCCUGUAGCCCAUCCACAGAAAAAGGGAAAACAUUUAAUGUACGGCUACUGGUUUUAACAAAAAAUUGUUUCCUGCUUGCUUUCAAAAAACACGAUUAUCAGGGGGAUUGACAUUCAGUGGAGCGUCGUUGGAUUGGAAGGAAUAAUUGAUAGGUUUUGAUCAAUUGGAUACAUUUUAUCUCAGUUGUUCAUGAAUUGUGGAUUCCUAAUUGUGGGGAGAUUUGAGGGCUGAAGUGGCUUCGUCUAGCCCGGCAGAAGCGUUCAGAAGAAUACCGAGGACCGGUCAUCCAUUCAAGGAGACCGAUGUGGGGCGGAGUGAUGGCGUGGAGGCGGGGCUUGGCGUUGGGGCGGGGCUUGGCGUUGGGGCGGGGCUUGGCGUUGGGGCUGGUCGCUGUGCUGCUAGGGAGUUGCGGCGCAGCUCCGACAGACAUCCUCUACCGGGUCCCUGAGGAGCAGCCUCCCAACACGCUGAUCGGCAGCCUGGCCUCAGACGAGGGCCUCCCAGACACGGGUCACCUGUACAAGCUGGAGGUCGGCACCCCAUUCCUGCGAGUGGACGGCAAGACGGGCGACAUCUACACCACGGAGAUCCCCAUCGACCGCGAGACCCUGAGGGACUGCAGGAACCUGUUUGAGGGUGACAAGUGCUUCCUGGAGUUCGAGGUGUCCAUCACCGACCUCAUCAAGGGCCAGGGCCCCAGGCUGAUCGAGGGCCGCAUCGAGGUGCAGGACGUGAACGACAACACGCCGCAGUUCGCCUCCCCCAUCCUCACGCUGUCCAUCCCGGAGAACACGCACAUCGGAGCGCUGUUCUCCAUCCCCAUGGCCAGCGACAGGGACUCCGGAAGGAACGGCGUGGCCGAGUACUCGCUGAGCGCCGGGCCGGACGCCGACCAGCUGUUCAGCCUGCAGGUGGCCGAGGACACGGACGAGAGGCUGCCGCAGCUCAUCGUCAUGGGCAACCUGGACCGCGAGCAGAAGGACUCGUACGACCUCAACAUCCGCGUGGUGGACGGGGGCGUGCCUCCGCGGGCCAGCAGUGCUCUGCUGAGGGUCACCGUCACUGACCAGAACGACAACGCUCCCAAGUUCGAGAGGAGCCACUACGAGGGGGAGCUGCCAGAAAACAGCCCGCUGGGACACUCUGUACUCCAGGUGAAGGCCAAUGACGCUGACAUGGGCAACAACGGAGAGAUCGACUACAGCCUCCACCAGGCGUCCGAGACCGUUCAGAGGCUUCUGCGCAUCGACCGCUCCACUGGCAUCAUCUACGUCAAGGGUCUGGUGGACCGCGAGGAGGAAAACUUCCUCAAGUUCUCUGUGGUGGCCAAGGACCGCGGGCCCAACUCCAAGAACUCCAAGGUACUGGUGACCCUGAACGUCAAGGACCAGAACGACAACGCCCCCGCCAUCGAGAUCCGGGGUAUUGGCCUGGUGACGCACCACGACGGCGUGGCCAACAUCUCUGAAGACAUGCCCAUUGGCACCCCGGUGGCGCUCGUCCAGGUGUCGGACCGUGACGAGGGCGAGAACGCCGUGGUGACCUGCGUGGUGGCUGGUGACGUCCCCUUCCAGCUCCGCCCCGCCAGCGAGUCGGCCAACGAUCGCAAGAGGAAGUACUUCCUGCAGACGACCACCCUGCUGGACUACGAGCGCAUCAAGGACUACAGGAUCGAGAUCGUAGCGGUGGACUCUGGCAACCCUGCCCUCUCCAGCACCAACUCCCUGAAGGUACAGGUGACGGACAUGAACGACAACGCCCCCGUCUUCUCCCCAACCGUGUUCGAGGUGGAGUUUGCAGAGGAGAACCAGCCGGGAGACAAAGUUCUGGAUGUGAUCGCCACAGAUGCGGACAGUGGCUCCAACGCAGAGCUGACCUACAGCAUCAUGAUGGACUCUGCCACCAAGGGGCUGUUCCAGAUUGACCCCAACACCGGAGAGGUGCGCGUGAGGAACCAGCUGGAUCGGGAGCACAGGGAACGCUACGAGUUCCACGUGGCCGCCUCCGACAAGGGCGUCCCCAGUCUGAGGGGAACCGCCACGGUCGUGGUCAAGGUUCUGGACCGUAACGACAACGACCCCAAGUUCAUGUUGAGUGGCUACAGCUUCUCUGUGCUGGAGAACAUGCCACCGCUCAGCCCUGUCGGCAUGGUGACAGUCAUCGACGCAGACAAGGGGGAGAAUGCCAGGGUGCAUCUGUCCGUCGAACCCGACAACGGCAAGUUCAUUAUUCAAAACGGCACGGGCACCAUCCUGUCCAGCAUCUCCUUCGACCGGGAGAAGGAGUGCACCUACACCUUCCGUCUGAAGGCGGUGGAUGCCGGCGACCCGCCGCGGUCCUCCUACGUGGGCGUCACCAUCAACGUCCUGGACGAGAACGACAACGCACCCUACGUUACCAAGCCGUCCAACUCCACCUACAAGUACCUGCCUCCUGUCACCGCGCCAGACACCGUGGUGGAAGUGGUGGAGGCCGAGGACAUGGACACCGGACCCAAUGCCGAUCUGCUCUACAGCAUCACAGGCGGAAACCCUCACGGACUGUUCCACAUCUCCCCAACCGGGGGGGAGAUCAUCCUGGCCCAGGAGUUCACCCGCAAGCACAACGGUCUCCACCGCCUGGUGGUCAAGGUGAGCGACAAAGGCAAGCCACCGCGCCACACCACCGCCCUGGUCCACAUCUUCGUGAAUGAGACCAUCGGGAAUGUCACCCUCAUAGAGUCCCUGGUGGGCCACAGCCUGUACACCCCGCUGGACAGGGACAUCGCCGGCGACCCCAACUACGCACUGGCACAGCGCAGCAACAUUGUGUACGGCAGCCUGGCGGGCGUGGCCGGGGUCAUCCUGGUCAUCGUGGCGGUGGUGGUCAUCAGGCACCGCCUGCAGAAGGACACCAAGAGCGGCUACCAGGCCGGCAAGAAGGAGAGCAAAGACCUGUACGCCCCCAAGCAGGGGCCCAAGAGCAGCAAGGGCAAGAAGAACAAGAAGGGGAAAGCCCCCAAGCCGGCCAAGCCCCUGGAGGAGGACGAGGAGGCCAGCCUCCAGAAGGGCCUCAAGUUCAACCUCAUCAAUGACAAUGUCAACGACAGCCCCCGGAUCCACCUGCCCCUCAACUACCCCCCAGGCAGCCCUGACCUGGGCAGGCACUACCGCUCCAACUCCCCCCUGCCCUCCAUCCAGCUGCAGCCCCAGUCUCCCUCCGCCUCCAAGAAGCACCAGGCUGUCCAGGAGCUCCCUGCCACCAACACCUUUGUGGGAACUGGCGACAACACCUCGACAGGCUCGGACCAAUACUCGGAUUACAGCUACAAGGCCAACCUGCCGAAAUACAGCAGCAAACAGGUAGGAGACUACUUUGCAAACACCACAGGGUACAACAGGAACAUCAUGUGGACCAAUGAGGUGUGGUAGACAUGGGACGGAUUCUCUGAGAUCUGCUACCACCAAAGCUGCACUGAUCACUGGCCUGGCUUAGGCAUCAUGCCACCUUCACCUCCACGUGGGCAUGCUCGCCCUUACAUAGGUUGAUCUGACUUGUUUUCAGUUUGUUUUCAGUUUUCUCAUAAUGCAAUGGACUCACUACACACGCUUAAUGAAGGAGAUUCCUUGUUUUUUAAUGGGUGGUAAAUGAAGGAAAUAAUUUUCAUUCUUUUUUGGGGGGUUUGUUUUUUAUUGUUUGUGGCAUGUCCUUUGCCGGGCAACAAGUUACUUAUUACUCACACACACUCAUUAUAUUUGAAUGUGAUUUAAGGAAUUUGUUGGUUUCAUAGUCUCUCUCUUUAUGGCUUGGCCAUAUGACCCUUCACCCAAGCUAAAUUGCACUUUUUAGAGCUGGGGUUCAAAACAUCGAAAGCCUUUUUCAGCUUAGGUGCAGGACCAGGGGG
Osmerus eperlanus (European smelt) is the source of this 4185-nucleotide messenger RNA. RefSeq names its product protocadherin 1b (gene pcdh1b). Gene Ontology annotation, cellular component: plasma membrane. The transcript is spliced from 3 exons. The coding region runs from base 605 to 3712 and encodes 1035 amino acids. Gene Ontology annotation, molecular function: calcium ion binding. Gene Ontology annotation, biological process: homophilic cell-cell adhesion. The record is from RefSeq and is a predicted model, not a curated record. NCBI's taxonomy places the organism in Eukaryota, Metazoa, Chordata, Actinopteri, Osmeriformes, Osmeridae.